This is a messenger RNA of Trichoplusia ni (cabbage looper), 3615 nucleotides long. RefSeq names its product netrin receptor UNC5C-like. Lineage: Eukaryota; Metazoa; Arthropoda; Insecta; Lepidoptera; Noctuidae. The record is from RefSeq and is a predicted model, not a curated record. The coding region runs from base 886 to 2538 and encodes 550 amino acids. Gene Ontology annotation, molecular function: cell adhesion molecule binding. Gene Ontology annotation, biological process: cell-cell adhesion. The transcript has 10 exons. Gene Ontology annotation, cellular component: neuron projection; cell-cell junction.
CAAAGCUAGGCAGUUAAGGACGAAGUAAAGAUCUAACAAUUUACUAUAAAGGCCCAUAGAUGGUGCUUUCAUAAAACGACACAGUGCCAUCUAUGGGCAAUAACUAGUCCUUCUACUUUACAAAGCGACAUCUAUACAGUACAUUCCGAACUAAUUUGCAAACCGAACUCACAUGUUGUCGGAGCUUUUUUGUACGGCAUUUCGAGCUUUGGCGCAGCUUUAGAGUAUGGCGGGAGCUUUUAGUCAAGUUUUAAUGUAGAUGGCGUUGUCUGUCACAAAUGCGAGUACAGUUGUUUAUUUUUAUUGGAUAGUGAAUUGUUAGUUCACGAUGAGGUUUGUUUUUAGGUUUCUAUGUAGAUUGUUUUGUAUCCAAGUUAGGUUUUUUUGUAUGAUAUGAUACAUAACGUAUGUUUUUCACUUUUUGUCGAAGAAUAGAAUUAAAUAUAUCUAAAUGUAUUUUAUUUUUAGUAGGAGUCGAUUCGUUAUUCCAAAAUACAGUUUUUCCUUAAGUUAUGAUAAAAAAUGUGCUUAAUAAAGUUAAUUGUACUAAAACUUGAAUCAAUCCUAAUGAGACCUAAUUUGUCCGUUGCUUGCAAGCUUCACACGCUAAUUUCCUCCCCGUACUUUUAAAUGCAUUAUUUACUUUUCAAUUGUUCCAAUUUUUAUUCUCAUUAGACAAACAAAAUCCAUUAUGAAACGUAAUUAAUAUUAAUUAGAGCAACUCUGCACAUCCUAUGGGCACCAUACAAUGUAUCACCAUGACGUAUGGGGUAAGUUCAGUAUACCGCGGAGAGUCGCGUCGCGCGCACGUGCACUCACUCGUUCAACAGUCUCUCAAAAAACAUCGCGUUUUGAGUGAAUGAAGUUUUUGUGAAAUAAACAGUGAUGUUUUGGACACGGAGCUGGCGGAUUUCAUUUGUUUUUGUCAUGUGUGUCAGAAGUGUAACGAACGAUCCUGAACACACAACCAAAGAAACCAGACCGGAGUAUAUUCACCCAGAUGGUUUGCUCAGCUUUGAUCCUUACCUCUCCGACUUCAAAGCUGAGAGCGAAGAGGAAGACGAUUACAUCCCGUUACCUGAAAACGAUGAAACGAUAGACGGCCUACCUAUAUUCCUUUUAGAACCUAAGAAUUCUUAUGUCCUUAGAAAUAGACCAGCAAACUUGCUAUGUAAAGCAGCUAAUGCUCUUGAAGUAUACUUCAAAUGUAAUGACGUAAGAAUUGAUAAGACUGUACAGUUAGAACACGUUGACCCUCAUAAUGGAGUCAGGGUUGUAGAAGCAGAACUUAAUGUUACAAAGAAUGAGCUUGAUGGGUCCAACAAGAAGUACAGCUGUGAGUGCUACGCGUGGAACAGUAAAGGCAGGAUAAGAAGUCAAGGAGUCCUCAUUGAAUAUGCAUAUAUAAAGAAGCAAUUCCUGCAGCAACCCCUAUCAUCUACUGUGGAAUCUGGCAGAUCUGUGACCUUUAGAUGUGUUCCUCCGCCGGCAGCACCGCCGCCUACCGUCAAGUGGACUAGGAAUGGAGUCACUAUUGAGCCUACUGUUGAAACUCUUGUGUUGCCUAAAGUUGGCCUUCAGGACAUGGCGAACUACACUUGCGUGGCGGAAAACAUCGCCGGGCGUCGGGAAUCCGACGUUGCUGUUUUGUCUGUCUACGUGAAUGGCGGUUGGUCAGAAUGGUCACCGUGGGCGCCGUGCCGCUGCGGUUCUGCUACGAGCGGGCGGCGGCGCGUGCGCAGCUGUACCGAGCCACCCCCCGCCAAUGGCGGCGCGCACUGCAGGGGACACUCCUCACAGAGCGACGAGGACUGCGUUACUUGUCAAAAUGCUGGUUCCUGGUCACCAUGGGGCUCGUGGUCUACCUGCAGUGGGGAGUGCGUUAGGAUCCGCAGAAGACAGUGCUCUGGCAACAACUGCCAGGGAUCCACACUACAGCACGCUGCCUGCGUCGAUGGGAUGUGCACCACUGGCAUGAGAUUCUACACAAACAACACCACAUUAUACGUUGGUAUUGGAAUCACCAUCGCCAUGCUCAUCGCUGGCGCCGCCAUCAUGUAUGUGUGGUGCAAAUAUAAAGGCAGGCCUGGGUACUCGGCAGGAAGAAUCGCAGAACCAUUUACACAACACCUAGGUAUACCAAAGCCCGCUUCAGGCAGGGACAAGGGCAACGCGGCGCCGGACCUGACGCGGACCUGCAACGAGUACUGGAUGCACGGACCUGAUAACCAUUAUGACAUGCCUCAUGUCAGAGACAGCUAUUCAUCCCCAUUUGGGAACCGGAGUAGACAUCAGUCGUCAGCUGGAAGUAACCAUUACGAGAUGAAGCCUUACAGCCCUUCCGGGGAGUCGGCGUCCAGUUGUUACACCAACUCUCGAACAAUGACAUCCAGGUCAAGUGAAUGUUCAUCACAGCUCGCAGAGCUGGUGACAGCGUCCCCUACCUCACUGUCGAAGGUAGAUGUAGCGGUGACACUCCCCACAGGACACCUGGACACCAGCUAUAGAGAUAAGAUCUGUCUGACUAUUGUAAAGUAAUUUGGAAAUUGUAAUUGUUUGGAACUAAUGGGUAUCUGGAAUAAGUAGAAACGGUCUAAAGUAGAUUCUACUCGAAAGUUAUCCGAUUUAUUCAUUGAAUUUUCAGCGACAUUUAGUCUACUAGCAAAUAUCGAUUAAAACGAUCUGAAACGAAAAGUCGUGACAAAAAUCACACGCUGCCCUACUGCUGACUAACUAAAUUUCUUUUUUUUCCUACACCCUUUUUUGUACCUUUUAAUUAGUUCAGAUGGAAUCUGGCUAUUUUCUAACGUAAAUUUUCAUUCUUUUCCUGGAAUAGAUACGUAAAUGUUGUAGAGACCGGGGUAAGAAUCCCAUUAGUUCCGUAGUACGUGCCUAGCAACAGGAUCGAUUCGACCUAAUAUAUUAUCAUCGAACCGUUCUCUAGCCUUAUUUAUUAUUUUCUUUUUUAUUUGUGGAUAUUAAAUACGUUUUUUAUAUCGUUUGUGUUUUAAAUUGUUUUAUAGAUUAGAAUAAGUUUUGGUUUAAGAAAAAUGUUAACCUUUAAUACUGAUAUCUUCUGUAGAUACUCGGGUUUUUUAAAGAUAAUUGACGUCAAAAUGAUUUUAAUUUCAGAGAAAAAAAAUAAACAUAAAAAUAAAAUUUUACUGGAGCUACAAGCUUUUUAGCCGAAAAUGUAGCAUCAAAAAUACUAUGUAAAAACUAGUGUCUAUACGAAAUAACUAGAUAGCAUGUUACAAAGGCCUAUUUUGUAGAAAUAAAACAAAACAUUCGAUUUUUUUUUGGCAACGCUUGAUAUAUAUGUGCGAAAGAGUAGGUUUCUUUAUAAGUACAGUUUCACCUAUAAUCGUGUAAGAAGAUAAUAUUAUAACGUUUUGUUGUAAGACUGAUUGAUUCAAUGAAAUAACUGCCAUUUUGAUACGCAUUUACGAUGAUUGUUUUAUAAUUAGGCUUUUUAUAAUUAUGUAUGAUAUUAAAAAUAUUAAAAUGUAUUUAAAGAAAAUAUUUUGGAAAUACAACAAGGAAUGAAAUCAAAGUAGGUUUACAAGAACGGUUUUAAUUAAACUGUUGAAAUUAGGUACUGGAUAUCCAUUAAAA